CCCGCCCCGGCUCCUCAACACAAACUUUCCGUCCCGCUCGCUCCCUCCUCCGCGCCCGGCGCCUCCCGCUCCAGCCCGGCUCAUUCCGCACAUUCCGGCCAGCCCCCUCCCCACGACCCCCCUUCCCCGGCCCCCCUCUACUCCCUCGGGCCCGGCGGAGCCGCUCGGCCGGAGCGCCCCCCCGAGAUCGGACCAGGCUCAGGCUGCCCAGUGGGCUCAGGCCCAGAGCCCAGAGCAACCAGCACAAUAGCGUCCAACAGCUGGAAUGCCAGCAGCAGCCCCGGGGAGGCCCGGGAGGAUGGGCCCGAGGGCCUGGACAAGGGGCUGGACAACGAUGCGGAGGGUGUUUGGAGCCCGGACAUCGAGCAGAGCUUCCAGGAGGCCCUGGCCAUCUACCCACCCUGCGGCCGCCGCAAGAUCAUCCUGUCAGAUGAGGGCAAGAUGUACGGUCGAAAUGAGUUGAUCGCACGCUAUAUUAAAUUGAGGACAGGGAAGACUCGGACGAGAAAACAGGUCUCUAGCCACUUGCAGGUUCUAGCCAGGCGGAAAUCACGGGAGAUUCAGUCCAAGCUGAAGGCCAUGAACCUGGACCAGGUCUCCAAGGAUAAAGCCCUCCAGAGCAUGGCGUCUAUGUCUUCCGCCCAGAUUGUCUCUGCCAGCGUCCUACAGAACAAGUUCAGCCCACCCUCCCCUCUGCCCCAGGCCGUCUUCUCCACUUCCUCACGGUUCUGGAGCAGCCCCCCUCUCCUGGGACAGCAGCCUGGACCCUCUCAAGACGUCAAGCCCUUUGCACAGCCAGCCUACCCUGUCCAGCCACCCCUACCGCCGACGCUCAGCAGUUAUGAGCCCCUGGCACCGCUCCCCUCAGCUGCUGCCUCUGUGCCCGUGUGGCAGGACCGCACCAUUGCCUCCUCCCGACUGCGGCUCCUCGAGUACUCCGCCUUCAUGGAGGUGCAGCGAGACCCUGACACGUACAGCAAACACCUGUUUGUGCACAUCGGCCAGACCAACCCCGCCUUCUCAGACCCACCCCUGGAGGCAGUGGACGUGCGUCAGAUCUAUGACAAGUUCCCGGAGAAGAAAGGGGGACUGAAGGAGCUCUAUGAGAAGGGGCCCCCCGAUGCCUUCUUCCUUGUCAAGUUCUGGGCUGACCUCAACAGCACCAUCCAAGAAGGCCCCGGAGCCUUCUAUGGGGUCAGCUCCCAGUACAGCUCAGCUGACAGCAUGACCAUCAGUGUCUCCACCAAGGUGUGCUCCUUUGGCAAGCAGGUGGUGGAGAAGGUGGAGACCGAGUACGCCAGGCUGGAGAACGGGCGCUUCGUGUACCGCAUCCACCGCUCGCCCAUGUGUGAGUACAUGAUCAACUUCAUCCACAAGCUGAAACACCUGCCCGAGAAGUACAUGAUGAACAGCGUCCUGGAGAACUUCACCAUCCUGCAGGUGGUCACAAGCCGGGACUCCCAGGAGACCCUGCUCGUCAUUGCUUUCGUCUUUGAAGUCUCCACCAGUGAACACGGGGCCCAGCACCACGUCUACAAACUCGUCAAAGACUAGGGUGCUCUCUGCCCCCACCACCACGAUUUACACACCUGCCUGGCACCCCCGGGUCCAGGAUUGAGGACUCAUCUGCCUGCCAGGUCUCAGGCCCAGGACCCAGGAGGCCUCCCCCCACCCCCAGCACACACACUCCCUGCCACUGUUCUGCGCUUUAAUUGUGGGAGAAGAGAGGAGGGCUCAGCAGUGGAGCAGCCUGGCCGGGACGCUGAACCACCAGCCUGGAAAGUGGGAGGACCCCUUCUGGCUCAGGCGUGUGUGGCCACUGGCCCCUCAGGUGGGUGGGGGCAGAAUGGAGACCCCUGGAAGGAGAGUGUCCACUUGGGGUUGGGUUGAGAAGAAGAGAGAGGCGCCCACCUCCCUGUGCUGGCCGUGUGCCGGGCCUGGUGCAGAACACUCAGACCCUGCAGGGCAAGGGCAGGUCUUGGUGUCUGGGCUGAGGGAUCCGUCGGUGAUGUGGGCAGAGGUGGAGUCCUCACCCAGGCGGCCUGUCCCUAGGGCCCAGGUUUACACUGCCUCCCCCGAGUGGGGGCGGCCACAGGGUGUGGGAGGCAGGGUCUGCACUGAGGGGCUGGGGCCAGCUGGGUCGGGGACCCACUUCCUCCCAGAGCCCUGCCAGCCUGCCAUCUGGCCAGGGGCUUCGGGAGACUCCUGUGCCAACCUCCAGGCUGCUCGGCCCAGAUCUGGGCCCGAGCCCCGCAACUGGCAGCCCCCGAGAGGCUCCUGCGGGCAGGCCCAGGCUCAGGAACAGGCUAGAGGGUCAGGUAGGAAGAUGGAGUCCCAGCCCCUGGGCAGACCAGUGGCCCAGGGACAAGGUAGCAGAAGGCUAUGGUAUUUUCUCCUAACUGGUGCACCCUCGCUGGGCACCAUGCCCUUGUUUUCCCCACCUGCAUCUCUCUGGCUGGAGCAACAGCUCCCCAGACCCAGUCUGGGACUGAAGGUUCACCCUUACCCUGCUGCCCAUUCCCAACCCCCAGGGCCCUCAACCUCCAGCCUUGUCCUCCAGCCGCCUCUGGGUAUUUAUAAGUUUCAUAUGAAGUACUGUGCCCCUUCCCUUCCUCACCCUGCCCCUGAGCUUCCUGAAGGUCCUCACAGUUUGCAUACCGCUCAGGCCACCUCCAAACCCAACCUAGGUUUUAUAAUGUAUAUUAUAUAUAUUUUGUGUAUUUUUUAAAUCCAGCUGUGAUGGGUUAUAUCAUAAAUGUGGCGUGAGGCUGGGGCAGGAGCCCUCAAAGCCGGGCUCCUGCUCAAAAAAAAAAAAUUAAAGUUAUUUGUUUGUGGGUUAGUCAUA
Messenger RNA from Camelus dromedarius (Arabian camel), 2845 nucleotides. It is a transcript of the gene TEAD3, whose product is annotated as TEA domain transcription factor 3. Gene Ontology annotation, cellular component: transcription regulator complex. Gene Ontology annotation, biological process: hippo signaling; embryonic organ development; positive regulation of transcription by RNA polymerase II. The annotation marks the transcript as partial. The record is from RefSeq and is a predicted model, not a curated record. The transcript is spliced from 13 exons. Lineage: Eukaryota; Metazoa; Chordata; Mammalia; Artiodactyla; Camelidae. Gene Ontology annotation, molecular function: DNA-binding transcription factor activity, RNA polymerase II-specific; RNA polymerase II cis-regulatory region sequence-specific DNA binding.